Lathyrus oleraceus (garden pea) is the source of this 2082-nucleotide messenger RNA. RefSeq lists its product as uncharacterized. NCBI's taxonomy places the organism in Eukaryota, Viridiplantae, Streptophyta, Magnoliopsida, Fabales, Fabaceae. Gene Ontology annotation, molecular function: protein serine/threonine phosphatase activity. The coding region runs from base 1 to 2082 and encodes 693 amino acids. The record is from RefSeq and is a predicted model, not a curated record. Gene Ontology annotation, biological process: protein dephosphorylation. The transcript is spliced from 8 exons.
AUGAAUGCUUGUGAUAUUGUGCUGUUAGAGAAUGACAAAGGAACUAAGAGGAUGCAAAAAAUUAUAGUAAUGACUGGGGAAUGCCAUUUAUAUGUUACUCACCCUGUUUCACAGCCUGGCAUUAUUGGUGUACCAAUUCUUUCAUUAGGAUUAGAUGAUGAAGUCGUUCUGGAUGUGGGAGAUGAGUUUGAAGUUAAUGAAACUGAUGUAGGGACCACUGUGGUGCAAGAUAGUGCAUAUGUGAGAGUUGGGUUUAAAGUUGAUGAAACUGAUAUGGAGACCACUGUGGUGCAACAGAGUACAAAUGUAGGGACACAUGUGGGUGAUGAUGGGAUAAAUUGUGACAUUGAGGAUAAUGUGGGUGAUGAUGGGACAAACUGUGACAUUGAGGAGAAUAUGGGUGAUGAAGGGAUAAAAUGUGACAUUGAGGAGAAUAUGGAUGAAGAAGGGACAAAAUUUGACAUUGAGAAGAAUAUGGGUGAAGAAGGGACAAAAUGUGACAUUGAGGAGAAUGGUUUCUUACCAGAUAUUGAGGAGUUACUUGGUAAUGUUGACCAUGAGUUUUGUGUCAAACAUUUAUAUAGCAACUUAAGGAAGAAGUUCCAUGGCCUAAAACUGAAGGAAUUGAUACGGAGGGAUACGACUGCAAAUCAUGUGAAUGCUUGGGAGAAAAUAAUGCUUGAAAUAAAGGGAGUCAAUGAAGAGGCAUUCAAACAUCUCGACAAAAUUCCACCAAGAUUCUGGAGUAAAUCAAGGUUCAGGACAAGUAUAAGUUAUGAUACUUCAGUGAAUAAUAUGUCUGAGACAUCCAACUCUGUCUUUGUAGCUGCUAGAGCCAAACCAAUUGUGACAAUGCUUGAAGAAAUUAGAGUUGCAAGAAAUAGUGAAAAAGGAACAAAGAACGUGAUUGCUCGGAAAUCUUCACAACCCACAACGGCUUCAUCAUUCUUCUUUACCGUUUUCUAUACUCUCUUUUACGCUGCUUUGGAUAUUAAAGUUGAUUCAUUCGUUGUUGUUCUUACUUUUCUUUGCUGGGUUUCUUCUAGUUUCAUCGUUAAUUCCAUCAGUUUCGAACUCGCUUGGAAGUUCGCUGACGGUGAAUCAUCCACGUGCUUGACGGUUUACAAAAACGGCGGUGCUCCGGCGGUGUUCCAAUCCCCGAAAUGCCCUCGCUGGAGACUCUUCGAUUACGAUUCUUCUCCUCGAACUGCAACGCGUUGUCAAUCUUCGAUGCUCCAGGGUCGAAGAAAAUCACAAGAGGAUCGCACUCUCUGUGUACUCGAUGUUCGCAUUCCAUUCCCCGGUACGAUGGGGAUCAGGGAGGUUGUAGUUGGAAUUGUGGCGGUUUUCGAUGGACAUAACGGUGCUGAAGCUAGUGAGAUGGCGUCAAAACUUUUGAUGGAGUAUUUUGUUUUGCAUACUUAUUUUCUUCUUGAUGCAAUGUAUUCUGUUGUAUCAAAGACUUCCACAGGAAAAUUGCUUCACAGGCGAGACCAUGAUCACGGAAACUUAUUGCAUAGGUGGAAAGAGAUUUUAGGUUGGCAAUGGCAUGAACUGCAUUCUGAAAGGUUGCAGAAUGUAUUUUCUGCUAAUUUUGAUGAUUCUUUUCACUUGGAAAUUUUGAAGGAAGCAUUGUUGAGAGCAAUCCAUGAUAUUGAUGUAAGGUUUUCUGAGGAAGCCUCUAGAAAUAACAUUCAUUCAGGAUCUACAGCAACAGUUGUAUUGGUUGCAGAUGAUAAGUUUUUGGUUGCCAAUAUUGGGGAUUCUAAGGCUUUCUUGUGCUCUGAAAAUUUUCAGUCUCCUAAGGAAGCUAAAGCCUCCUUAUUAGAGCUAUAUAGGCAGACAGAGCGUGAUGGUUCUGUUUCUGUGUGGGAUCGUGAAAAGUAUAGAUUAGCUUCUUCCCAUGGGCUCAAUCAUUUUGCAGUGAAGGAAUUGACUAGGGAUCACCAUCCAGACAGAGAGGAUGAAAGAACUCGGGUGGAAGCUGCUGGUGGUCAAGUUCUAAAUUGGGGUGGUUUGCCUCGCGUAAAUGGUCAGCUGGCCAUUACACGAGCUAUUGGUGAUGUGUUAUUUAAAAGGUAG